AUAGCCACUAAAUAAAAAUAUCGUAACCAACAUUUCAACGCUCAAAAAUGGCGUCCCUUUUCCCCCAUUCUCAGUCACUCUUCUUCCCCAACGUCAAACCCAGUCGGGUCUCCAUUCCUUUUCACAUUCAUUCAUCCAUCCGCCUCAACUCUUCCACUGAUACAAAUAGUAAUUCUGUUUCCACGUCUAACGAAAACUCAAGUCAGUUCAAGGAAAUAAGGAACGUCGCUUGUGGAAUUCUUGCUGUUUUGGCACUCACUACCACCACACCAGUAAUCGCUGCCAAUCAGAGGCUGCCUCCUUUGUCUACAGACCCUGAACGAUGUCAACGUGCAUUUGUUGGCAACACAAUAGGUCAAGCUAAUGGUGUAUAUGACAAGGCAAUCGAUCUUCGUUUUUGCGACUACACAAAUGAGAAGACAAACCUGAAGGGAAAAUCUCUUGCAGCAGCACUUAUGUCUGGUGCAGUAUUUGAUGGUGCAGAUAUGUCUGAGGUUAUAAUGUCCAAGGCUUAUGCUGUUGGAGCUAGCUUUAAGGGUACAGAUUUUACAAACGCAGUUCUUGAUAGAGUCAACUUUGGGAAGGCCGACCUUACAGGAGCUUCGUUUAAAAACACUGUACUAUCCGGUUCCACAUUUGAAGAAGCUAAACUGCAAGAUGUAGUGUUUGAGGACACGAUUAUUGGGUACAUCGACCUUCAAAAGCUAUGUGUAAAUCAAUCUAUUAAUCAAGAUUCAAGAGCCGAAUUGGGAUGUCGAAAUUAGAAGAUUUCAUAUAAUGGUCUUUAUCCCUGGUGUAAAAUCUUGUAUCUUCAAAUUGAGGGAGUAAAAUUUUGUUGUAUAUUUUGGUUGGAGAUAUACAUAUAGAACUCUUUUGUAUCAAA
Erigeron canadensis is the source of this 883-nucleotide messenger RNA. RefSeq names its product thylakoid lumenal 17.4 kDa protein, chloroplastic. The coding region runs from base 48 to 764 and encodes 238 amino acids. Lineage: Eukaryota; Viridiplantae; Streptophyta; Magnoliopsida; Asterales; Asteraceae. The record is from RefSeq and is a predicted model, not a curated record. The transcript has 4 exons.